UUCCCGGGCCUGACGUCACUGCCAACGCUCACUCAUUGGCCCAGUUUAGGAAGACCAAGCGUUCCCAGGACAACAAAACGCUAAACAACUGACCGAGGUAACCUGCGGCAGCUACUGACCCGCUCAGAAACACCGAGGAUUAACAUUCGCUUCAGUACAUUCGAAGUUUUCUGCGUUAAAGAAAGUUAAAGGCUUGAGUUGAGAAAGCGGGAAUCCAGGAGAAGAACCUCAAACAUGAGUGGUAACAGGAUGUACAGCCACCAGCAGAGGUUAAUGGCUCAGCGGCGGGUCCAGGAGCAGCACCGGCAGCAGGAGGCCCAGCGGGUGGACAGAGAACGGCAGGUCCAGGCCAGCCUGAGGGAGGAGGAGGGCUUCGAGAGGAGGAGGUAUCUGCGACAGGUGCAGCAGGAGCUCAAGGAGCAGCAGAUAGAGAGCGCACUGCUCAAGGUUUGUGUGUCUGUUUCGGGGGUGACAAUUGACAUUUAAGCACGCUCUAUUCGGAUUUAUUUUUCUGAAUAUAUUGGUUUUCACUUUUACAGGUGAGAGAUGGAUCCAUUCUGAAAUCUGGUGAAAUUUUUAAUCAGAAAAAUCCUUUCAGCAUAAUAGCAAAUACUUCAAAUGAAAAACUAAAUAAAAUUCUUCUGGAAUUAAUUAAAAUGCAUGUAAAGUAUCCAAAUGAAACUAAAUAAAGCAGUAGUUGUUUUUCCUUGCAGCAUAAAUAAAGUAAUGGAAUACAUCUAGUAUAAAGGCAUAGAAUAAGAGAUUUUGAGACCAUCUCCAUUUACAUAUAUAAUCUUCUUCUUUCACUGUUCCAAUCACCACAGUGGAUCAACUCCUAUCUCACCAUAGCACCAACCCCCCCUCCUUAAUUAUAGCCAUGAAUUCCCCCUAAGAUCUUCCUCUUUUCCUCCUUCUUAGCAGCUCCAUCUUCAACAUCCUUUGUCCAGUAUAUCCAAUGUCCCUCCGCUGCACCU
This is a messenger RNA of Haplochromis burtoni (Burton's mouthbrooder), 974 nucleotides long. Its product is annotated as meiosis-specific nuclear structural protein 1-like. The transcript has 2 exons. Lineage: Eukaryota; Metazoa; Chordata; Actinopteri; Cichliformes; Cichlidae. The record is from RefSeq and is a predicted model, not a curated record. Bases 235 to 486 code for a protein of 83 amino acids.